CUUUUAUGUAAAAUUGGCCAAUCACCGUCUGGGACGGGAACUUCCGCUACACAGCCUGAGCAUGUCCAUUGUACCAACUGUUCCGAAAGUGUGCCGCGAUUGUUGCGGUGUGGGUGUUAAGUACGUGACAUCGUGAACGCUAUUCCGUUUGUUAUUGCCGGUUGUCUCCUUUUAGUUCGUAAUCGUGUGAGAUUGUUGUCAUCUGUGACUCUUACGGAGUAGAAGCGGGCUGUUACAGGAGCGAGUAUCACUGCAGGAAUCUGCUCGUUUAGCUGCGGCUCAGCCACCCUGCGGUCCUGCUAGCUCUGGAGCUAGCAAACGGUAGCUGCUACUGUUGUGUUUGUGGCGUGAAUCUGACGGAGAUGUGCAGGAAUAUGUAUUUAACGCAAAGCCAUCACAGUUCGGAAUAAGUCGCUAGAGUCAGGAUCAAACAGCAACGGUUGUUAGCUCGCAAACUAGCCACUUAACUUAGCCGAGGAAGCUAGCUACUGGAGUGUCUUUCACAAAAGGGCACCGCGUGAACAACAGACUUGGUAGCCAACAUAACGCUGGCUUUUUAUUCUUUUUUAUUGUAUUGUGUGGGCUAAUACACAAAGAGCAUUACAUCAGGGCAGAAUGAAUGGAUUCAGCACAGAGGAAGACAGCCACGACGGACCGCCGGCUCCGCCGUUUUACGGUCAAAGCUGCUGCCUGAUCGAGGACGGUGAGCGCUGCGGCCGCUCUGCUGGAAACGCCUCCUUCAGCAAGAGGAUUCAGAAGAGCAUAUCACAGAAGAAGCUCAAACUGGACAUUGACAAGAGUGUGCGACACCUCUACAUCUGCGACUUCCACAAGAACUUCAUCCAGAGCGUCCGCAACAAGAGGAAGAGGAAGACCAGCGACGAUGGAGGAGAGUCCCCGGAUCAUGACGUGGAGGUUCCUGAGGUCGACCUUUUCCAGCUGCAGGUGAACACGUUGAGACGCUACAAGCGACAUUACAAGCUGCAGACCAGACCCGGCCUCAACAAGGCCCAGCUGGCAGAGACGGUGAGUCGUCACUUCAGAAAUAUUCCAGUAAACGAGAAGGAAACACUGACCUACUUUAUUUACAUGGUGAAGAGCAGCAAGAGCCGUUUGGACCAGAAAGGAGACGGUGGCAAACCACUGGACUAGACUUCUAAACGACCACCACCACGGCAGUAGCUACAACAAAAUCAACAAUAAUCCACAGUGACAAACGGCACCAUUUACAGCAACAGCAACCCUUCACAAAACCUGGACGCCACUAACAACAACAACAACAACAACCAAAAGCAACUCCUCCCGCAACCCGUCACCGUCCCGCUCCUCUGCAAGACCAGAACACACACACACACACACACACACACACACUCUGGCUGUCCUCGGAGGGACACUGAACGGAAAACUGGAGAGAAUUCAGGUUGGGAUGAGUUUACUCAGUCUCUGAGCAUGUAGUAAUCACAAUCUUCCUCCAAGGCAUUUCCUCUUCCUGUCCUCUGCAAAAGCCAAGUCCUUAAAGACUGUGAAGGACCAGGACUCGCUCCGCAGGGUUUUUACGUCGUCAUGCUGUAACGUAACUGUCGAUAUGUACAAAAGGAACAGCGUAUUUGGUUGAAUGCAAUGUACAAUAUAGCUGCCUUAAGAGUAAAAACAACAUUUUUGGUAAUUUGGGUUUUUUUUUUUCUUUGCCGAGUCGACUGUUAACAUGUUCACCAUGAGGAAUACAUGUGCCAAAACUGAUAUUGAAUGCUGAAUGGGGUUUUUUCUUUACUUUUUUUGUGAAUGAAUGAAUUGUUGGAAAGGGGCGUCGCCUUUGCUGAAGUCUCCUUUCUCCUUUUCAAAACUAUAAAUGGCACAAAAUUCACACAUAGGAAGAAACCCGAAUUCUCAAUAAUGUUUAAAAACUCACCCCGUUGCCCUUUUUUUUUUUUUUCUCAUUUGGAUGUGAUGCAUGUAAAGACUGGUGGCGGUGAAUGAUGUAGCAUUUGGCUAUGAAGCAAACUUUUCCCUCUUGCUAGUUGUUUUAUGUACACACAUACAGAUUUUUUUUCUCAGUGCUUCACAGGUGUGGUAGCUACUUUCAUUUUUUUUUUCUUUGUAAUCCUUUCUUUCUCUUUAGUUCAGCCUUAACAAGUUGUAUAAAGUUUUGUCUGUUGAUUUUAGAUUUCUCAGUUUUUUUUCUUGUGUGUGUGAGAUAGAGGGGUGUAAGAGUAAUUAUUAGCGUCAUUUUAAUAUUUAAGAGCAGUGUUUAUAGUGGACAACAUCUCAAUUCUCGAUUUGAUACUUACUACACCUUUCAACUUUAGUGAAUGUUGGCUAAUGAAGUCUUAAAAGUUUUACAUUUAUAUGCCCAAUUGAAACAGUCCAGCUCCUUUAUGUACUAGAAUGUCGUAAAAGGUCCAACAUGAAUCUUAAUUUGGCACCAAAAGUGGCAUCACUGGAUUUGUCUUGUAUUUUAUAGCAUUUUAUUUUUUACACUCAGAUUGAACUCAUGUCCAUCUUCACUCUUUUAAAGGUGCGGUGUGAUGAAUUUAAUGGCAUCUAGCGGAACAGACUUGGCAGAAAUGGAAUAUAAUAUUCAUAAAUAUGUUUGUGUUACC
Molecule: messenger RNA, 2600 nt
Organism: Thunnus maccoyii (southern bluefin tuna)
Lineage: Eukaryota; Metazoa; Chordata; Actinopteri; Scombriformes; Scombridae
Gene: sap30l
Product: sap30-like
Exons: 4
Coding region: 616-1152 (178 amino acids)
Biological process (GO): regulation of DNA-templated transcription
Cellular component (GO): histone deacetylase complex
Molecular function (GO): protein binding; transcription coregulator activity
Source: RefSeq, a predicted model, not a curated record